Myotis lucifugus (little brown bat) is the source of this 902-nucleotide messenger RNA. It is a transcript of the gene SIX6, whose product is annotated as SIX homeobox 6. NCBI's taxonomy places the organism in Eukaryota, Metazoa, Chordata, Mammalia, Chiroptera, Vespertilionidae. Gene Ontology annotation, cellular component: nucleus; transcription regulator complex. The transcript is spliced from 2 exons. Gene Ontology annotation, biological process: eye development; regulation of transcription by RNA polymerase II. Bases 77 to 817 code for a protein of 246 amino acids. Gene Ontology annotation, molecular function: DNA-binding transcription factor activity, RNA polymerase II-specific; RNA polymerase II cis-regulatory region sequence-specific DNA binding. The record is from RefSeq and is a predicted model, not a curated record.
ACCCGGUGGGCCAGUGGGCAUCUGCCGCGCGUCCCGCUCCCGGCUCGGCGCUCCCGCUGCCGCCGGCGCCGCCUCGAUGUUCCAGCUGCCCAUCCUGAAUUUCAGCCCCCAGCAAGUGGCGGGGGUAUGCGAGACGCUGGAGGAGAGCGGCGACGUCGAGCGCCUGGGUCGCUUCCUCUGGUCGCUGCCCGUGGCCCCGGCGGCCUGCGAGGCCCUCAACAAGAAUGAAUCGGUGCUGCGAGCGCGAGCCAUCGUGGCUUUUCACGGCGGCAACUACCGCGAGCUCUACCACAUCCUGGAAAACCACAAGUUCACCAAGGAGUCGCACGCCAAGCUGCAGGCGCUGUGGCUCGAAGCGCAUUACCAGGAGGCCGAGAAGCUGCGUGGACGGCCCCUGGGGCCGGUGGACAAGUACCGCGUGCGCAAGAAGUUCCCCCUGCCGCGCACCAUCUGGGACGGCGAGCAGAAAACGCACUGCUUCAAGGAGCGCACGCGGCACCUGCUGCGGGAAUGGUACCUGCAGGACCCGUACCCCAACCCCAGCAAAAAGCGUGAGCUCGCCCAGGCCACCGGACUGACCCCCACGCAGGUGGGCAACUGGUUCAAAAACCGCCGACAAAGGGACCGGGCGGCGGCUGCAAAGAACAGACUCCAGCAGCAAGUCCUGUCUCAGGGCUCCGGGCGGGUGCUAAGAGGUGAGGAUGAGGGCACUACCGAGGUGCUGGGGACCACAGCCAGCCCAGCCGCCAGCCUGUCCAGCAAGGCAGCCACUUCAGCCAUCUCCAUCACGUCCAGCGACAGCGAGUGCGACAUCUAAGCUGCCCACACAGCAGGCUCAGAAACAGAAUCCAGUGUACAAAAAGACACAGACAACAUGAAGGAGGGAGGGAAGAGGAGAGACC